Molecule: messenger RNA, 2478 nt
Organism: Orcinus orca (killer whale)
Lineage: Eukaryota; Metazoa; Chordata; Mammalia; Artiodactyla; Delphinidae
Gene: IGF2BP1
Product: insulin like growth factor 2 mRNA binding protein 1
Exons: 15
Coding region: 399-2132 (577 amino acids)
Biological process (GO): regulation of gene expression; nervous system development
Cellular component (GO): cytoplasm; cytosol; nucleus
Molecular function (GO): mRNA 3'-UTR binding
Source: RefSeq, a predicted model, not a curated record
GGCUUUCACCACGUGGCUUCGCCUUUUUUUUUUUUUUUUUUCCGCUCCAUUUUUUUUUUCAAGUCGAUUUUAUUUAGAGGCGGCGCCAGGGCGGCCGCGGAGAAACGUGACACACCAGCCCGCUUGGAGGGGUUUCGGACAGAAGGGAAGGAGCCGCGCCGCGUCGUCCGCCUCCCAGCGCGCCGCGGGCACUUCUCCCGGGCCUCCCCGAACUCUCCCGCGACCUCUGCGCGCCCUCCGGCCGCCUUCCCCUCCUCGGCUCCGGACAACUUCAGGGGUGGGGUGCAAAGAAAGUUUGCGUCUGCUGCCGCCGCCUCCCGCCUCGGCCUAGGAGGCUCGCCGCCCGCGCCCGCCCGCUCGGCCUUGCCCAGGACUGCGUCCUGCCCGAGACCGCCACCAUGAACAAGCUGUACAUCGGCAAUCUCAACGAGAGCGUGACCCCCGCGGACUUGGAGAAAGUGUUUGCGGAGCACAAGAUCUCCUACAGCGGCCAGUUCUUGGUCAAGUCCGGCUAUGCCUUCGUGGACUGCCCCGACGAACACUGGGCGAUGAAGGCCAUCGAAACUUUCUCCGGGAAAGUGGAGCUGCAAGGAAAACGCCUAGAGAUUGAACACUCCGUCCCCAAAAAACAAAGGAGUCGAAAAAUACAGAUCCGAAAUAUUCCACCCCAGCUUCGAUGGGAAGUACUGGACAGCUUGCUGGCUCAGUAUGGGACAGUGGAGAACUGCGAGCAAGUGAACACCGAGAGUGAGACAGCAGUGGUGAAUGUCACCUAUUCCAACCGCGAGCAGACCAGGCAAGCCAUCAUGAAGCUGAACGGCCACCAGCUGGAGAACCACGCCUUGAAGGUCUCCUAUAUCCCUGAUGAGCAGAUAGCACAGGGUCCCGAGAACGGGCGCCGAGGCGGCUUUGGCUCUCGGGGUCAGCCCCGCCAGGGCUCUCCUGUGGCAGCGGGAGCCCCAGCCAAGCAACAGCAAGUGGACAUCCCCCUGCGGCUCCUUGUGCCCACCCAGUACGUGGGCGCCAUCAUUGGCAAGGAGGGCGCUACCAUCCGCAACAUCACGAAACAGACCCAGUCCAAGAUCGACGUGCACAGGAAGGAGAACGCAGGCGCUGCCGAGAAGGCCAUCAGCGUGCACUCGACCCCCGAGGGCUGCUCCUCUGCCUGUAAGAUGAUCUUGGAGAUUAUGCACAAGGAGGCAAAGGACACCAAAACGGCUGACGAGGUUCCCCUGAAGAUCCUGGCCCAUAAUAAUUUCGUGGGGCGUCUCAUUGGCAAGGAGGGGCGCAACCUGAAGAAGGUGGAGCAGGACACAGAGACGAAAAUCACCAUCUCUUCGCUACAGGACCUCACCCUCUAUAACCCCGAGAGGACCAUCACCGUGAAGGGCGCCAUCGAGAACUGCUGCCGGGCCGAGCAGGAGAUCAUGAAGAAAGUUCGGGAAGCCUAUGAGAAUGACGUGGCUGCCAUGAGUCUGCAGUCUCACCUCAUCCCCGGCCUGAACUUGGCUGCUGUAGGCCUUUUUCCAGCCUCCUCCAGUGCAGUCCCACCACCUCCCAGCAGCGUCACCGGAGCUGCCCCCUACAGCUCCUUUAUGCAGGCUCCAGAGCAGGAGAUGGUGCAGGUGUUCAUUCCUGCCCAGGCAGUGGGCGCCAUCAUCGGCAAGAAGGGGCAGCACAUCAAACAGCUCUCCCGUUUCGCCAGCGCUUCCAUCAAGAUUGCUCCUCCUGAAACUCCGGACUCCAAACUUCGUAUGGUCAUCAUCACUGGACCCCCAGAGGCCCAAUUCAAGGCUCAGGGAAGAAUUUAUGGAAAACUCAAGGAGGAGAACUUCUUUGGUCCCAAGGAGGAAGUAAAGCUGGAGACCCACAUCCGGGUGCCAGCGUCGGCAGCUGGCCGGGUCAUUGGCAAAGGUGGCAAAACGGUGAAUGAGCUGCAAAAUUUGACAGCAGCUGAGGUGGUGGUGCCGAGAGACCAGACCCCUGAUGAGAACGACCAGGUCAUCGUCAAGAUCAUUGGGCAUUUCUAUGCCAGCCAGAUGGCUCAGCGGAAGAUACGAGACAUCUUGGCCCAAGUCAAACAGCUGCACCAAAAGGGACAGAGUAACCAGGCCCAGGCCCGGAGGAAGUGACCGGCCCCUACCCAUCACGUCGGCUCAAGGACAACAGGCCGAAAUCGAGAGCACGUUCUCCCCAGCAGGCCUGAGAAUGAGCGGGAAUCAGGGACACUUGGGCCGGGAUGUAGAUCAGGUUUGCCCACUUGCUUGAGGAAGUUGUUCCAGUGAGGAACCCUGAUCUCUCAGCCCUAAACACCCAACCGAUUGGCCCAACACUGCCCACCCCUGAGGGUGUCACCAUGGAAAUUCUAGCUCAGGGUGCUUUUAAACGUGGAUUGUUUAAGUUCUCUAGGUCCCACCGAGAGGGUGGGUCAGACCCCAGUGGGAAGAGAAAUAAAAUUUCCUUCAGGCUUUUAAAACA